Messenger RNA from Trypanosoma brucei brucei TREU927, 2184 nucleotides. RefSeq names its product cell division control protein, putative. The record is from RefSeq and is a predicted model, not a curated record. Gene Ontology annotation, cellular component: spliceosomal complex; Prp19 complex. The transcript has a single exon. Lineage: Eukaryota; Euglenozoa; Kinetoplastea; Trypanosomatida; Trypanosomatidae. The coding region runs from base 1 to 2184 and encodes 727 amino acids. Gene Ontology annotation, biological process: mRNA splicing, via spliceosome.
AUGACGCGCCUACACUUCAAGGGAGGUGCGUGGACAAACAGUGAAGAUCAGGUACUCCGUGCGUCUCUUACGGUGUAUGGACUGCAGAACUGGGAACGCGUGGCCUCAACGCUGGUAAAAAAAACUGCAACCCAGUGCCGGGAGCGCUGGGAAAAUUUUCUCGACCCUCGGCUAAACAUUAACGAAGCGUGGACGGCGGAGGAAGAGGAGAACCUUGUCCAACUGCAGUCGCUCUUUCCAAACCAAUGGAGUCUGAUAUCUCAAGAAGUGUCACGUCGUUGUGGUAUGAACAGGCCGGCGUGGUUGUGCGAGGAGCAAUAUCACUCCCUGCUUGACGCACUAGAGUAUAGGCGGCAGCAGGAGUCCAGCGAGUCCAGAAACAGUGCUUCCCUUACCUUAGGAGAGUUUCUUGAGGAGCGCAAGCGGCAGCGCGGGGUCCACAGGGGUAUCGAGACGCGCACCGCUCGUCCAGACGCUGUAAACAUGGAAGCGUCUGAGAAGGAGAUGGUCGAGUUUGCCAUGAGCCGAUUGGCCAAUCAAGAUGGGAAAAAGGGGCUGCGCAAAGAGCGCAGGAAACAGCUGGAGCACACAAGCUUCCUGGCUAAACUCCAAAGUAACCGCGAGGCUAUCGAAUCCGGCACGUUGUCGGCCAGGGCGAAGAAGCGGAUGGAACGAGCCAUGAUGGAGGAUCGUUCCGGACCGAGUGAGGCAUAUCUUGUGGACAGCAUUACGGAGGACAUCGGGGAAGGCGGUGAAGGUGAAGAGUCAAUUGCCUCGACAAAAGGAAAAUUUCAGCCAAUCGAUCUUGGCACAGACAAAAGGGCUGCUGGGAUACAGCCGAAACAGCGCGUUCUUGUCAAGGAGCUUCGCAGCACCGUUGACUCAGAUGCAGGCCUACCGCCGCCGAAAGGUGCGUCGUCUACCGGUUUAAACUUGAACUUGUUGCGUGUUGCAAGCGCCGGUGCAGCUUCCCUCACACCACAGUUGGAAAAUAAUAAGGUUGUGGCUUCACUCGAGUGGGUGUCUAAGAGCACCGGCAGCGGCUGCAGUGUUGGUGAACCUAGAAGUGAUGCUGACCCGUCUUCCGUUGGUCACGAGCGUGUGGAUCUUGACGAUCUUUUUGCCUCCUUGCCACGUGUGGUUGAUGAAUCGCGCAAGCUCGUCGCUGGAACAGAAACAAACAUCGAUACUUUGUUCGGUGACCUUCCAGACCCAUUUCCUGGCAACCAUGAAGCAGAGGAGGGGCUCAAGGAGGUACCAUCGGCUCCUGCUAGUGAAGACUUUGGGAGGUCCUCGUCGCGCCCCUCAGUGGGAUCAGUCGGCGACACGCCAGUUCUUUUGGACUUCACCUCACCGAGUGGUCGCACCCUUCUUGGUGAAGCAAAACGGCGCGUCGCGGCCGUAGGACGCCACAUGUUUCUUCACAGCAAAAGGAGCCGUGGCGACAGUUAUGAGCAGUGCCAAGGUGUGAACGAGGUGGUGAAUGAUGAUUUGGGCGAUGGAACCACAAGGCAACUUGUGUACGCCCUCAUUGCGAAUCAGCUCGGUAUAACAACACAACUGCUGCUGCAUGGGAGUGCUGCUCGAAAAGGGUGUGUGAAUGGUCCUGGAGCGAUCACGCAACAAAGGAAGGGCGUUGGUGCUGCCUCCCUGGGGUUGCGAAGGGGUGGAGGUGUGCUGGAUGAGCAGGUCUCUAAAGUUGCAGAAUGCCAAGAGGAGUCUGACCCUGAUCUAUGGAGAUCCGUGAAAGCGAGUGAAGCCAUCAUCCAACUUGACAAUCAGUUGCACCAGCAAAGGGGGCAGGUCGAAGCGCUCGUCUCGGAGUGUUCGGAGUCGGUGGGGUCAGGAAAGCCGGGGGUAAAAUGCCCUGAACGUAUAAUAAGUGUUUGCUUCUCGCCCCGCUCCGGUUAUACGUAUGUUUGCCCCACUGCGUCCGGCACUGCAGCGAAGUACGGUGCCAAGGGUUACGGCUGCGGCAUACAUCGGUUGGUCCAGAGCAUUUGCCUUUUUUGGAGUGAACGGCUGCGGGAAGCACAGAGAAAGCUCAUCUUUUACACUGAGGUGCGCAGGGCAGAACAAAGGGAAAUGAAGAGGCGGCUUGAGUGUGUCGCUAGCCAGUUGGAGGCAGUGGAGCAGAAGGAGCGCACCCUGCAGGAAGAGUUCCGCAACAAACAGGUCAGCUAA